CCCAACAGCUUUUACAAUGCAAUCCUUUGCGUAAACGCGACCGGCGUCGAUACUAUCAAAUGACAGCCGGGCAGAGACUCUGUAUAAGGCACAGCACAGACUACAAAUGGUUGUGUAAAUGUAUGGUUAUGUUUACCAACAUGUAAGCGAUUAUUAUCGCGUGCGCAACAUCCAUCGACGAACUAGUGCAGCCCGCCCACAGCCACGUCGAGCGCCAGUUGUGUGUACAUAUACUGUCAUAUAGAUAGCCUGCAUGGCGCGGCUGCUUUCACUGCUGCUGGUCACGCUGUGCUGGCGCCAACCGUGCUGCUCGGCAACAGUGUUUUAUGCCGUGGACCACCGGAGCCGGCAGCCCACGGAGAGCGCGCAGCCCGCAUCACUUCCGGAAGCACUUCACGGAGCCGCGAGUCAGCAAGACAGCGAUGUAUUUGCUCGGCGCCGCCGCUUGCUCCGUUCAUACGCCGCCAGGGAUGCCACGGUAGGCGAAGCCCCGGCAGCGGCGGCGGCGGACGAGGAGGAUGCGCUGGCAGCAGGGGAUCCAGAGCAGGCCGAAGAGGCAGAAGUCCUAGAAUCUCGAGAAGGUGGCGGUGAGUAUCAGGCCAAAAACCCGGAUGGAGAGGACACGGAGGAGGAGGAGGAGGAGGAUGUCGCGGAGCGUGUCUUUCCGGACGCGGAGGAUGCGGAGGGGUACCGGCGGCUGAAGUGUGACAGCUUCCAGGUCACGUACAAGCAGAUUGACCACGACCUAGCCAUCCACCGGGAGCUGGGCACGCACCUGGGCUCCACGCAAUACGCCAUGGGGGAGCAGCGCCGUAAGAACGGCUUCGGCAUCGGGUUCUUCGGCGGGCGGGCGUACCUGCUCACCCCCAUUCGGGGUGAGGACUGGCAACGUCUGGCCCACCACGCCAAGCUGUAUGUGGCCUACCUGCGCAUGAUGGCACACCUGGAGGCGGUGUUCGGCGCCGCAAUACCCGACGUGGUGCUGGUGAUCACCACCUCCGACACGCCCCGAUACGUGUCGCCGCUACGUGUCAACGUGAGCACUCCGCGGCCCUACCCGCCCCAGCGCGCCGUGCACAUGCCCACCUUCGUGCCGGGGCCCUAUCCGGUGGCAGGCAUCUGCAAGUCCGACUUCUGGCCAGACCUGCUGCUCAUACCCAACUUCCACUUCCACACCAAGCUGUACGACAACGCCACGCUGUCCCACAUCCCCGAGCACCGGGACAAGCACCCCUGGGGCAGCAGGCAGCCGGUCGUGUUCGGUCGCUUCAGCCACUACUCGCUGCACCGCAAGUCGGACGACCACAGCACCUUCAAACUGGGCCUGGGAGGCCAGCACAUCUGCCAGGAAGGGAACACCUCAUGUGCGGUGCGCGAGCAUUUCAUAUCGGAGGUGGUCAAAAAGGACCGCUCCCGGCGGCUGGACGUGCGGUUCUCCGGCAAGCAGCCCAUGUCCAGCCACGCCCGGUACAAGUACCUCAUCAACUUGAGCGGCCAGAGCAUCUCCAGCCGCCUGGAGCAGCUGCUGCCGCUGGGCAGUGCCGUGCUCACAGAGCCCACCUCGGUCGGCUACUACGCCUACUACUACCGCACGCUGCUGAGGCACCGGGUCAACGUGCUGGAGUUCUGGAGGCGCCUGCCGGAGGAGGUUUUUGAGGAACUGGAUUGGGCAGCGGCGCACGACGAGGAGGCGGCGGCCAUCGCGGCCGAGGGCGUUCGCACCGCAGAGACAUACCUGACCGGGAACGGCCGCACCUGCUACUGGUACAGGCUGCUGCAUGGGUUGAGCCGCACGCUGCGCUUCACGCCGCGCCUGGGCCAGUGGCCGGAGGCGGUGCCGGUGCGCCAGUUGCUGGAGGAGGAGCUGCCGCGGGCUCCAGGGGGGCAGGCGCUGGCAGAGGCGCCUUGGGCGCCGUAGCAGGCAGCAGCGAUAGAUGAUGAGCCGCGGCCGGCGGCAGCGUUCCCUCGCAAAUUGGCGGUCGGUAAAAGCCGGGAAUACGGCUUGCCUUGAGGCCGGGCGGGCUCGCUUGGGCUGGUUCACGAUGACGCAUGUGGCGGCGGCGGCGCCUGGCCGGCCUUGGCCUAGGCCUAGAUAGGUUGCUGUGUCCGGCAGUGCGUGGCGGGUUGCAGAGCAGGUAGGCGCGGGUGCAGGCGCUGUAUGUGCGGUGGUGCGGGGUGCAGGUGUGGUGUGAUGCGAGAUGGGUUUUGGGUGCUGGCCUUAAUGACGGGGGGAAGGCAGGGUGAAGACUGUCCGCCUGCACAGGCACUCAUCGGGGCAACCGUGUUAGGCACAAAGUGUCGCCCAGGCGUUACAGUCUAGUUCAGGAAGUAUGCAAAAGCUCGCUGCAUUCGGCAUACUAUGCUCGCGAUGAAGAAGACAAAAACGAAACGAGUCGCUGAGCCAUUUUAGCGCGCGCG
Molecule: messenger RNA, 2418 nt
Organism: Chlamydomonas reinhardtii
Lineage: Eukaryota; Viridiplantae; Chlorophyta; Chlorophyceae; Chlamydomonadales; Chlamydomonadaceae
Exons: 13
Coding region: 254-1918 (554 amino acids)
Source: RefSeq, a predicted model, not a curated record